Molecule: messenger RNA, 3166 nt
Organism: Pelmatolapia mariae (spotted tilapia)
Lineage: Eukaryota; Metazoa; Chordata; Actinopteri; Cichliformes; Cichlidae
Product: interferon-induced very large GTPase 1-like
Exons: 7
Coding region: 14-3166 (1050 amino acids)
Molecular function (GO): GTP binding
Source: RefSeq, a predicted model, not a curated record
CUCAGAUGAUGACAUGAGUGGAAAGAGGUCAGUGGAGUUUCUAGAUGAAAUCACCAGUAAGAGGCCGUGUCAAAGGCAAACUGAGAAACUGUUUGCUAGACUUCACCUUCAGGAUAAACUUACACAGAAGCUGUCACCAAAAGAGUUUCUUCACUUCUGUCCAUCUGUGACACAGCACCAUGUCACAUCUGAGAAAAAUCUGGCUUACAUGUUUCUCCACAGACUAAUGAUGUUGGACUACAGGGCCAGAUAUAUUUCUGUGAGACCAGACAGUCCUGAGGGCACAGACCCAAAGUCUAGUCCAGUGACUGACAUCAGUGACUGGGACACUUUUUUGAGCACCAUUGUAGACACUCAUCAAAAAGAACAGACGCGUGUGCAUCCAAUGGAUGUUCAGAUGGCAGUAUUUCACUGUUCAGACAGCUUCCUUAAACAGAUGAUCGUUACAAAGCUCUCUCAGUGUCAGUAUGCCUUACCUUUGCUUGUUCCUGACCCAGUCACAAAGGACAUUGAGUGUCCUCUAUGGACUUUCAGACAGAUAACAAAAACCUGGAUGGUGAGUCAGAUCAAAGAUGGUGCAUGCAUCAUCACCGUGAAGAGUAGUCCAGUCUGCAAAGCCCAGACACCCUUGGUGUCAUUUUUCCGCCUGGGUUCUCUUUCAUUGUCUAAAUCUCAGCUGAUGAAUGCUUUGAUCAACGACUGUCACAAUACCUUCUUCCACAGAAACUGCCUAGGAAGCACAAGGUCUCGCCAUCUGAUGGAUGGUGUGGCAGAGAUUGCCUGGUACUGCCCUGCUGGAAAACCCACUGAUGCCUUCAGUGACUGCAUUGCAUUUUGUAAUCUUCAUGGUGAUGCCCUGCAGGUUAAAAAACAGCGCGACAUACUGAUUGAAAAGUCCUCCAUCAACGUUUUUCUUGUUGAAUCUUUCCAAAAAGAUGAAGAAAGCAGAUCACUUCUGUUAGACCUCUUAGAGUCUCAUAAGCCUCUCAUUUUUAUCAUUGAAGAUUACAGCUGUGAUAUUGUAAGAGCAAAAAAGAGAAAAUACAAAAUGGGUCUGAAAGGCAGAAACCAGCCAGAUGUAUCCGAACAACUGAAAACAAUCAUUAGAGAAGUUUUAUCUUCUGCAGAUGGACCCAGCUCACAACCAUUGUUUCAACUUGAAUCUAUGGAUUCAAUCUCUGGAAUUACAGUGGAUGAACAUGGGGAAGCCUGUAAGAGAGGCAGAUUUGCUGCUUCAGAAAUAAUGGAGCUGAUUACAAAGGAGAACACUGAUAUCUCAAAGAUCAAUCAUCUCAGAGGAGACUCUGAAAAUGAGAAAAGUGAAAAUCAGCAGGAAACAAUUGAAGAAAGUCAGAAACAAUGUGGUGCCUUCUACAGUAAACUGUUCAUUAAAACCCAUUCAGCGCUAGCACCAAUAGAAAGAGAGUAUUUCCUGAAAUGGACUCAGAUCUUAUUGGACGACCACUCCACAGAGAAUUUUUCUUCUGUUCUUCAUAGUCUUGGUGAAAAUUGUUUUGAGGUAUUACCUAUAGGGAAUAAACAUGACAAAUCAGAUAUUGCAUUCAAGAACCAAACUGAGAUGGAAGACAUAUCCAAAAAACUGCCUUCUGGAUCCUUCAGGUUGGAGCACAUGUUCAGGGAAAUGGUACAUAUCUGUGACUGUUGUGAAUAUCCUGACUUGACUGCAGAGCUGAUGAUAUCAGGACACCCAGUGAAGCUUAUAGAUGGUGAUGCAGGUCACCUGCCUUUAAAAGGGAUCUCAAGUCUCUUAGAGAAUGUCAUCCAGAAACUGGGGGACAAGAGAGUUUUUGUGUUGUCUGUUUUGGGACUAGAAAGCCCAGAGAGGGGUGGAAGACCAACCAUGCUUAACACCAUGUUGGGACUGCAGUCUGCAGUUGGUGCUGCUGGCAGAUGCACAAAGAGUGCCUUCAUGCAGCUGCUCCAAGUGUCAGAGGUGAUGAAGAAAGACUUUGGGACUGACUAUGUUCUAGUGGUUUACACUGAAGAAUUGCAGGGUCUUGAAUUGGAAGAUGGCACAACUCCCCAACAUGGCAAUAAACUGGCAACAUUUCUUGUUAGUCUAGGAAACAUGACGUUGAUUAACAUAAUUGGAGCAGAUCUAUUGAGGAUACAAGUCAUUCUGCAGAUUGUUCAGACUAUGAUGAGGAUGAAGAAGGUUCAACUUUCUCCCAGAUGUCUGUUUGUUCACCAAAAUGUUACAGAUGUACCAGCAGAGAAGAAAAUGGAUGAAAGAAAACUCUUACAGAAAAAACUGGACCAAAUAACCAAACUCGUCAAAGCGAAGGAGUUUGAAUCAGAGUGCUUCACUGAUGUCACUCAAUUUGAUAUACAGAUAGACGUGAAAUAUUGUGAGCACUUGUGGGAGGGCACCCUGCCCAUGUCUCCUCCAAAUCCAGGUUACAGUGAGAGCCUCCAAGACUUGAAGAACAACAUCUGUAAAGCUUCUAAGUCUGCUGGUAUCACUCUGUCACAGCUUAUAAUGAAAAUUAAGGAUGUGUGGAACGCCCUUCUGAAUGAAUCUGACAAGUCAGAGAUGCCAGAAGAAGUGAUUGAAGUCCUUGAAAAAUUAAGGCCUAUGGUAGCAGAAGAAUGUUUUCAGUAUGCUGAAGAUUCAUUGAAGAAGAAGUCAGUUAACCAGAAUGAACUAAUGAAGCUCUGCAGUCAUUUUGUGGAACAAUUCGAACAAGCACACAAAGGAAAAAGUCAGAAAUCAUCCUCAUCACGUUCAUGGAUUCGAUCCACAGUCAGGGUCUACACUGUUUGUACUGGUCGGACCUUUGGUGCUGAUGCAUCCAUACUGGAACAAGUGAACCAAAAGUCAAUGGAGGUUCAGCUGACUAGCUUGGAGGAAUGUGACAUCAUCAUCGUCUUCUGUCCAAUCACGUCUCGUAUUGCAUCAGAUCUGGCAGCAGCACUGACAAGAGAGGAAGUGUCAUCAAAUGAUAAGCCCGUCAUUCUGGUGCUGAUGCAUCACACCCGAGAUGUCAAGUACUCAACUGGAAGAAGAAACAGGGCUGAACUGGGUCCAAAUGUCAAACUGCAGGUCGAUGUUCUCUUCCAUGACACUCAGAACGGAUUACUGCAGUGUGACAGAAAUAAACAGUCUGUUGAAGAAAUACACAAUGAGCUGUAUGAACACACCUAA